AAUCAAUUAUGUUAAGCAAACCUUGAAAUCCUUAAUCUCUCGUUUGUCUGUUCUAGAUAAUAUUUCUGUCUACGAUUUGCUGUAUGUUGAUUUUGCAGAGGACUCUAGAUCACUACCGAUGAAUCAAUCCUAUGCCCCUUCAACAUUUGUAUUUAUAUUGACAAACAAAUACAUGAGCCGGCUCGAGAUCAUCGCUCAUCUGCAGAAAUGCAUGCUCAGGCGCAGUUCUUCUCCCAAGACAAGAUACCGACUGAUCUAGGCCCACUACAAAAAUCUGCUCAGCGUUGCUGUUGCAAUUACAACCAUAAACCAAACGGGUGCCUUGGAACUCAUACUACCAUGGGAUGAUGGAAAAGAUCGACACGGAAUUUGCGGUUCCACGCCACAUGCCCCAGGGCUACAGAGGAACAACCGCCAUAUUCAUUGCCUCCCAUGCACCUUUCUUCUCCCCAUCAAAAAUUUGAAAAGUAUCACAGCUAGAAGUCUCCUGCAUAGGUCGGUCUUUGAACUUGGCUAGUCACGCAUCAUAGUAGUCGUGUAAGAGGUACAGAGAAAGAGAGAGGGACAGAAUCAUGGCCUCUGCUCUACUCCAAAUCACCUUUCACAAUUCAUCGUCGCUUUCGUUUGGAGGCCAGUGGUCGCGCCGACGGGGACACAAUAUGGCGGGACGAUAUGGUGGUGGCUUCACGUUACGUGCGACUGUCCUGACUGAAGCGGCACCUGUCAAAUUGCACCAUGAUGAACUGGAAGUUGAUUUAUUUGCAUGCCCUAUCUGUUUUGAGCAAUUGACAAGAAAAGGUCCAUCAGGUUUGAACUUGCCUGCUAUUUACAGGUCAGGUUUUAAGUGUCGUACAUGCAAGCGGACCUACUCUAGUAAGGAGACAUAUUUGGAUCUCACUGUCACCUCUGGGACAAAAGGGUAUAACGAGGUCAUGCCUACCAGAACAGAGUUAUUCAGGAGCCCAUUGGUUUCAUUUGCAUAUGAAAGAGGAUGGCGUCAAAAUUUUGGCAGGAGUGGCUUUCCCGGCCCUGAUGAAGAGUUCAAAAUGGCGCAAGAUUAUUUCAAACCAAUAGAAGGUGGUGUGCUGGUUGAUGUGAGUUGUGGAAGUGGCUUGUUUUCAAGGAAAUUUGCCAAAUGUGGAUCAUACUCUGGCGUGAUUGCAUUGGACUUUUCAGAGAACAUGCUCAGACAAUGCUAUGAUUUUGUGAAACAGGAUGAAAGCCUUUUAUCUGCGAAUUUUGCUCUUGUUCGGGCUGAUAUUUCAAGGCUUCCUUUUGCAUCUGGUUCUGUUGAUGCUGUUCAUGCUGGUGCUGCAUUACACUGUUGGCCUUCACCUUCUAAUGCUGUGGCAGAAAUCAGUCGCGUCCUGAGAAGUGGUGGUGUGUUUGUCGCGACCACGUUUCUAGGGCCUGCGUUCGCCAGCCCAUUUCUUCGGGAAGUGAGACCCCUUAUAGAAGCAGCUAGGCAGCUAACAAGCAGCUACAACAAUCUAAGCGAGAAGGAGAUUGAAGAUCUAUGCGAGUCAUGUGGAUUUACUAAUUAUACAAGUAAGACAGAUCGAGCAUUUAUUAUUUUUUCCGCACAGAAACCAUAGAAAAUGUAUAGUCGACAUUAAACCAAGUGUUGAGGUACAUUCUCUUUUAAAAAAGCAUAGGGGUUUGUUGUCCUCUCCAUUGUAUCAGUCCCGCAAAGAAGCAUGCAAACGUCCCCACUUGCCAA
Molecule: messenger RNA, 1720 nt
Organism: Nymphaea colorata (pocket water lily)
Lineage: Eukaryota; Viridiplantae; Streptophyta; Magnoliopsida; Nymphaeales; Nymphaeaceae
Exons: 8
Coding region: 573-1595 (340 amino acids)
Molecular function (GO): S-adenosylmethionine-dependent methyltransferase activity
Source: RefSeq, a predicted model, not a curated record